Cooperia oncophora is the source of this 1356-nucleotide messenger RNA. The record is from the annotation of a GenBank genome assembly. NCBI's taxonomy places the organism in Eukaryota, Metazoa, Nematoda, Chromadorea, Rhabditida, Trichostrongylidae.
AUGAAGUCACAUGGAACGACCUCAGCAUCUUCCUCAUCGUCGUCAUUCCAUACGACCUCCUUGCUCACUCCUAGCCAUACGGAUUCGCCACCCAGUCGAAUAAGUGUACAUUCGAGUGGUAGCGGUGGAAGUGGCUCUUCAUCACUCGCUUCAUCAUCUGUCGACGCGCUCGAUGACUCUUUUUACUCGUCGUCAUCAGAAACGCCGGUUAAUGUAACCCAGAUGGUGGCGAAAGGCGUACCCGAAGCUGAAAUACUAGCAAUUUGGUUGGAUAAGAUUGGAAUGGCCGAAUAUCUAGCAUUGUUCCUCACUCAAGGAUAUGACUUAUCAUCAAUAGCCCGAAUAACGCCUGAGGACCUGCUGUCCCUAGGGAUAACAAAUCCGGCUCAUCGGAAACGAUUGAUGAAUGAUAUUCAUAGCUGGCAAAUCACUGACAGCUGGCCAUCUGUUCCACCGCAAGGAGGCUUGAGUGAAUGGCUUACGUUGUUGGCCUUACCCGAAUACAUAAGCGUUUUCGAUUCACAAGGGUACGAUUCCGUCCAAGAGGUGAUGAAGUUGAGCUGGGAGGAUUUUGAAGAUAUCGGUGUGAAGAGAUUAGGGCAUUUGAAACGUCUUGGAUUGGCUAUCAAGAAGUUGAAGGAUUAUCGACGCUCGAUGAAUAAUCCAUUGGACACGCUGACGAAUUCAGCCAAGGUCCAGCCAGUGCAGGUGCCUUCACCAAUGCUUUCAGCACGCUCUAUUGCGCCGGCAGUGCAGGAACAAAUGACGCCGCAUGUCAGGCGCAACGACCCACCACCUCCAGCUCCAUCAAGUACGUUACGAGCUAAAGCGAACCUGAAUGGGAAUAUCGACUACCUGAGUUAUUCCAGAGGAUCAAAGAUCGAGCCAAUACGGCUAAAUCUGGUAUCCACUGGGAAAAUACUCAGCGAUGCAAGCCGUGAACGUGAUACACCGUCUGCAUUGGCGCUCCACUGCACUGUGAAGGGUCAAUACGUCGACUACAGCACGCGUUCCAGUCUUCGGCGAGUAGCAGCGGCGGAUCAUCCUCAAGCCUUGAACAGUUACCAUUUGCUAAUGAGAACUGUGGAACAAUCAAGUCAAAAGACAAUACUGCACGAAAAAAACAGCGUACGAGCAUCUUCUCAACCUCAAACACCCCAAAAACUACUGCCUAUGACGAUACCGGACUGCUCAACCUCUAAUCGAGACAAACCCAUGCAUGCAGUUGGCCCUAAUGGUAACGUACUGUCGGACAUUGGAUUCAUGUUGCAAAAUUUGACAGAUGAAUUGGAUGCGAUGUUGGAUCCAGCAAAGCCUGCAGUGAAAAUGCCUCCUUUGUUCCCAGUAACGAAAUAA